AUAAACCUCCUUGAUACAGACAGCGGGCAGCGUGUCGGCAUUGACUGUAAACGCCACACCGGUGAAUGGAGGUCGUGUAGGUCAACAGAGGAGUUGUAUUAGAAUAAGUAACAAAGUAAAGUAACCGGCCAGAGAAAGGCAAAGUGUUAGAAUUGUUUAAUUGUCAGGGUCUUGAAGGGGAAGUCGUCACUAGCUGGCUAGGGGUUAGCUAACAGACGCUAACUGAAAGUGUAUGUUACACCAUUGGCUAGAUUACCAGCUGAGGACAGUGACAGCUAGACGGAAGGGAACGGUUUUAAAGAUAACAAAAAAAAAAACAACGUUUCAUCGAAUCGUUAAGAGCUUCUUCAGUUAGCAUUUAUACUUUAGCAUUCAGGUGUCGUGCAGGAGCGGUGAUGGACUUCGUUGCGGGAUGCAUCGGAGGUGCUGCUGGAGUCUUGGUUGGACACCCUUUUGACACAGUUAAGGUGAGACUGCAGGUCCAGAGUGUUGACAGGCCUCUGUACCGUGGGACCUAUCACUGCUUCCAGUCCAUCAUAAGGCAGGAAACGGUAUUUGGUUUGUAUAAAGGCAUUGGAUCCCCCAUGAUGGGCCUUACAUUCAUCAAUGCUAUAGUGUUUGGUGUUCAGGGAAACGCCAUGCGGAAGCUGGGACACGACACCCCCACAAACCAGUUCCUUGCCGGUGCAGCAGCAGGUGCCAUCCAGUGUGUAAUCUGCUGCCCAAUGGAACUUGCUAAAACCCGCAUGCAAAUGCAGGGCACCGGAGAGAAGAAGUCCUCUAGGAAGCUGUAUAAGAACUCCCUGGACUGCUUGGCACGCAUCUACAAUCGAGAGGGUCUGCGGGGCAUAAACAGAGGCAUGGUGACCACGCUAAUCCGUGAGACACCUGGCUUCGGGGUAUAUUUCCUGACCUACGACGUGCUGACGCGCAGCCUUGGCUGUGAGCCAGACGACCGCUACAUGAUCCUCAAACUGCUGUUCGCCGGGGGCAUGGCUGGCAUCGCCUCCUGGCUUUCCACCUAUCCUGUGGACGUGAUCAAAUCGCGGCUGCAGGCGGAUGGUGUGGGUGGAGUCCACCAGUACAGCAGCAUUGCCGACUGCGUGCGACAGAGCGUCAGAAGAGAGGGCUACAUGGUGUUCACGCGAGGCCUCACCUCCACGCUGCUACGAGCCUUCCCCGUGAACGCAGCUACUUUUGCCACCGUCACCCUCAUCCUCAUGUACGCUCGGGGGGUGGAGGAAGGACCUAAAGACUGUGAGCAGGCUCAGCCAAGCCACCACACGCAGAUCCAGCCGCAGGCCCAACCGUCCAGCCUGUGACAGCACAGAGGUCUCACCCUCAACCUGGGCACUUUACAAGAGCAAGGGAAGACAAAAUAUACAAACAAACCCUUUAUUACUGUCAGACCAGUCAUUCCCUAUUUUGAGUCAGAAAAUACCUGGUUUAUAUAAACUUUCAUGUCAAAAAGUAAGCAAAGGACAAACAUAUUUAUUUUUUGCGAUAAUUUUAAGUUUCAGAUUUGCCUCUGAAGAUCCAGACUUGUAAAGAUGGUGUUACCUCUAAUAAUAUGAUGGGAAAAUUGGAGCUAUGAGAUUCAUGAAAGUUUUUAACAGCAGCUUUUAUCUGUGAGAAACCUCACUCAUUAGACUUGUUACUGAGCCACAAAACUGAGUGUGGCUAGGUAGUGUGUACACUGUAGACACUGGAAGUUGUCUCUCUCUAUUACAUAUAUCUUGAAAUGUGCAGUGAUUAACUGCACCUGUGUGUGUAUAUAUAAUUGAUUUUGAUUCAUUUCUUUUUACAUGUAUGUUUGUGUGAAACAUUUUUCGUGCCUUAUAAUAUGAAUACUUUUUAUUUUGCGUAAGGAAUUUGAAGCACCUGUUUGUACCUGAACUGUAUCCUCUGAAGAGCAAGCAAGAGGGAUGGAAUGUAGCAUUUGAUAAGUCCGCAGAAUUUAUCACCUGUGUCUGCUUUCAAACCAAAAACCCCACAUUGCAGCUAUAAUCUAAUCAUCACUAAAGCACUAUUAGUCCACACAGCACGUCAGUAUCCAUUGUCAGCAAAAAUCCACUGGUCUGAUGGGCUCUUCAGGGACCGAAUGCUAAGUGUCUGUGUGUGAGUCAGGAUUGUAGAUGGCACUGUCUUUUACGUCUUGUUUGGUGUCAUUGGCAUGUUGUGUUAUACCAAGUAAUGUGAAGUUUUAUCAUGUCAUUUUAACUUACUGUAUUGAAGGCCUGAACCAGGGGUGGAACAUUACGCUAUAUGUGGCACUGUACUUGUCCAACAAUUUUUUUUAGGGGAAUCCCUACUCAACUACAACUACAACAACUUAGGGGCCAACAAAUGUCCCAAUAUUUAGGACGGCGCUCAUCCCUUUGAUUCUGUUUAUAUUCAACUUUUUGUGAAAUGGGAACGUGAAGCCCAUAAUGUUCCCCCAGGGGGCACUGUAGGGGAUUUGUUGCAGUCUGUGAUAGUUUGAAGUGCAUUCUGGUUGGGGAAGCUCGAACAAUAUUGAACAUAUUCUACAACCUGCAGUAUGAAAAAAUGCUAACAUGGCUUCAGCAAAAAAAUAACAAUGUUCAGACCUCCAGUUUGUAAUGCAGACUUUAUUUAUUUUUUUUGAAGGUAUUAUUUUCCUUAACCUGUCAAAAAUAUGUAUUUGUGUGUACCAUAUACUGUACCUAAUCUGGAUUGGGGCUUUAAUUCGACUUAUUUAUUUUUGAAGUUACUAUAUUGGCUUAAUAAUGUACCUGUAUUGUUAAUGAGUGGGAUUUGCUUUCUGCAUGUGUGUGGUCAGUAUCCAAUGAUUUUGUCUGUAUUUUAUGCCUGAAUGUUGAAUUUCCUGCUGUGAAGCAAUCAAAGUUUCUCCCGUACAAAUGCUAAUGUUCCCAUCACAGCUGUAAAUGGUCAGUACGACUGACAGUCUGUUCCCCUGAAUGCUUUUUUGCGCUCUGUCUGAAGUUGUAGAACUAGCAACAAAUCAAACUACUGUCAUUUGUGUAGGAAUACGGAAUGAGUCUGUGAAAGGCUGUGCUGAGAACAGGAAUUCAUAGAUGCACUAAAACCCUCAGUAUGUUGAAUGUAUCACACCUGUGGUGACUCAGGUGUCUCAAAGAGUUGAAGUGAUUUCUUGGAAUCCUGUUGUUUAAAUUUAGGUGUCACUAGUUUGAAUUGUUCAAUGCUGCUGACACACUUGAAAGUGUGCAUGUUUGUAUUCUGGUUUUAAUGGUGGGUGACGAUGAGUGCAAAGGGAUAUUUGAUGUGUCAUUUAAAGCUGCUUGUGUUUAAUCAAUAAUUCCACCUCUUGAACAGUGACUCCGACUGUAAAGUAGAUUACGUCUGAAACUUGGUGAUUGCCAUUUGACAGCUGAUGUGAGAGAUGCAAUAUGUACAGGAUGUAACUGUAUUCAUGUGAGAUUGUUUUGAAGUAGUAAUGUAAAUAUAUAUAUAUAUACUGUAUAGAUACAUAACAUAUAUUUUUCAGUCUAAAGUAGUUGUGUGGUUCCCCGAAUGUCGAAGUUUGAGCAGCUUUUAAAGUCUGUAUUUGAUCAGUUUGAGUCCACUAUUACACUGAAGAGGUUUUAACUGAAAAACUGAGAUGUGAUAUUUUUGUAACAUAGUCAUACAUAACCUAUUUGUCUAGAUUUAUCACUGAUGAGCUGUACAAAUGGGUAAAUAAAAAUCAACUCAGCA
Molecule: messenger RNA, 3696 nt
Organism: Morone saxatilis (striped sea-bass)
Lineage: Eukaryota; Metazoa; Chordata; Actinopteri; Moronidae
Product: solute carrier family 25 member 29
Exons: 4
Coding region: 396-1322 (308 amino acids)
Biological process (GO): mitochondrial L-ornithine transmembrane transport
Cellular component (GO): mitochondrion
Molecular function (GO): high-affinity L-arginine transmembrane transporter activity
Source: RefSeq, a predicted model, not a curated record